Molecule: messenger RNA, 2785 nt
Organism: Brassica rapa (field mustard)
Lineage: Eukaryota; Viridiplantae; Streptophyta; Magnoliopsida; Brassicales; Brassicaceae
Product: protein JAZ13
Source: RefSeq, a predicted model, not a curated record
CGUAUUUUUUUGGGUGAAAGUUUUCUACAUACUUUUAGUUACUAUUUUAUAAAAUAUUUUUUUUCUUCCUCGUGUUUACGUAAAACUAUUUUUUUCUAUAAUAUUUUUUUUUGCUUUUCUAAUACUAAUUUCUAUAUAAACUAUAGUUUAUUCUAAUUUAGUUCUAACAAUUAUUCUACUAUUUUUAAUUUUUCAAUACUUAGAUUACCAAAACUAAAAGGAAUAAAGGUUUUAACUAUUAUAUGCAGUAUAUAAUUUAUAACAUUACUUAAAGUGAAGAUUUAAAAUUGUGAAAAUUAACUAUCAAAAAUAUAAAAAAAUAUUGUUUAUAUGGUUCAUUUAAAAAUAAGAUGUAAAACUCAUGUCCCUAAUGUAAUUUUUGUAAAAAAAAAAACUUCAGUUCCGUUAAUUAUUUAAUAAUUUAAUUUUAUUUAUUGUGCCACACAUUACAAUUUUUUUUUGAUCCGCACCUACUCCCGAUGACGCUUCAAAAGAACGAACUCUGCUCAGAGUCCCCCGAAGACGAUUUGAGCACAAACCGAAUACAAGAUCAGAGAAACUCGCUUUGGUCCUUAAGUCUUUGGUCAGAUGAAAACCUGUAAAUGAUAGAUAAAACUUGUGAAUGUUCUAAAACUUUUUUAAAAAAAAAUUCGUCUUUCUUAGAACAAAAUUUACAGCUAUAGAAAGUUUGGGCUUGAAUUUAGGUACAUAUAGUUUACAUGAUAUAUCAACGUUGAGUUGGCUUAGUGGUAAAGGGAUUACAGCUGUAACCACUGCCACCCGGAUUCAAUUCACAAUGAGAGGGACUAUUUACAAUGCUUGGGUUCUCGGCAGGGGCGAAACUAGGAUUUUUCUUAACUGGAUGCACAAUAACUGAUAAAAAUAGCAUAGGGGGAUUCAAACCUAGGUUGUUAGGAAAUUAUGGGUGCAAACUUAACCAAAUAGCCACUUCCUUCUUAUAAGUCCUAUGUAAAAAAUCAAAUAUCUAAAAGACACUGGAUGCACUUGCACCCAUAAUGCUUAACCACUAGUUCUCGGCAAAGAGGUGAAACCACCUUUUUUUUUUUUUUAGUUUACAUGAUAGUUCAAUAAUACAUGGUUUGACUAUUCUGACGUUAAUCGGGAAGCAUUCCACUCGAAUCAAGCGAUAUGACAGUCCUAAACGUAUUCUUAUUAAAACUGAUCGAAUCAGUCCUAAACAUAUAGAUUACAAAGUUAUUACCUGUACGUAACUCAAGAUACUUCCUCAGACACUUUGAUUGAUAUAUGCAUUCUUACCGGUUCCGCCUACUUUUUCCUUUAAAAUACCUUUUCCUUCGUGUUGAAAACAUGAAGCACGUGACCAGAUUUGCAGAUAUUUGUUUUUUUUCCCUCAGAAAAAAUAAAAGUUUAUAGCACGUUCUUAUUCAGACUUUAUAUGCAAGUAUUUCUAUAACUUGACUUCCAUCAACUGACCAAAGCAAGAAGAAUCUUUACGCAGAGAGGAUCAUAUGGAGAAUCGCAGCUUAGAUCUCUGCCUAUCUUCAGUGACCUCUUCACUUCAAUCUUGUCGCCGAGAUUCCAAGGUUAGUCAAUCUUUAGCCACGAGAACUAAGGAGAUCAAUGCAUUCUAUAGUGGGAGAGUACGAGAAUACGAUCUCGUAGAGAUCCAGAUAAGGGCGGUAAUAGAGAUGGCGAGCAAGGAGCGUGACAUAACGGCGUUAGAGUUAGCACCGGUUAGACUAAAAUCGCCGUUAGUGUUUUCGGUGAAGAGAUCAGUGGAGAGGUUUUUGGAGAAGAGAAAGAAGAGAAGCAAAUAUGUUACUACACCUUACGGUUACACUUGCAGCUCCACGUCUUCCUCCUCUUCGCGUCAUUCCUAAAACCCCACUUAUUUUUGUCAUUUUUCCGUAUACUCAACGAUGAACUUCGAGUUUUUUUUUUCAAUGUUUUUAAAUCAAGAUAUUUCAUUUGUAUAAAACUCGGAUCAUUUGGAUCGCUUGUAUCUAUAAUAGCAUAUCAUUUAGCAAAAUACGAAAAUGCACACUUUUAACAAACAAAUUAUUAUUAAUGAGAGAAUGCAAAAAUGAAGCUAGGCGGAUACACCAACGAGUAGCACUAACAAAGUAUAUAACUAGCAUAGAGAACUUGCAGAUUACACGUCGUUCACCAUCUGCGCUUAGUCAUUCACCAUUACAGAAACUUUGUCGUAUUGUAUCAGUAUAAGAAACGAGAAAGUCAUUUCUAAUAAGAUAGGUACUUUCAAGAUUCUGUAUAUGCCAAACAAUACUUGGUAAAACCAAAGAAAAAUACUAAACCAGCUCUAUAUAAAGUGUACACUCAACUCCCAUCACAAAAAAAAAGUAAGAGAGGAGCACAUAAAACGAAAUUUUGUAACAACCAAGCGAGAGAGGCAACAAUAUUAAGUAAGAAAGAAAGAGAUGGAUCCAAGAGUUUUCAAAAGAGGACUUUAUGGGAAACAUGUCAGAAAAACAAACUUCUAACUCCUUUUCCCAGAGCUGCUUCCACAACCUAAAACCUGUUAAAUCCAAGAGAUGGCUAGCGCCUAAUCCUGCUCUAGCUCCAAUCUCACCGGAUAAAGGGGUUCAUCAUCAUUCUACACACAAGCACUAAUAUCAUUCGCCUAACAAUUUGGAGUUUUCAACAUAAAGAGAGCAACAACAUAUAGCUCCCUACUCCAUGUUUCACAUUCUUUCCCAUCAUCAUUAAUACACAAACCAAGCAGAGUUUGCAUUUGUCCACCAAAUAAUAACACAAUAAAAAGAGUUUAAAGUUAAAAAAAAAA